AGAGCUCGAGAGCUUCUCCUUUAAUCAAUUUCUGAGCCAAAUAUAUGUCUUGUCCAUUUGCGUUAGUAAAUGUACAUCUCGUGUCGUUAUGAUAAUUCUACUUCAUGACCAAACCAAUCAUGAUUUCCAGCUAUUGCAUUGAUUUGUUCCACUUCAUCUGUACUGUCCAUGAUGGCAGGUACCCUUCUACGUCAAAUCUUUUUUUUUUUAUCAGACUGAUACCUCCGUCAGCACUGCUUAUUUGAGAUAACAUUUGCGCUUUAUCAGAUAACAUUUGCUUCGCGCCUGAAAGUUGAAUUCGUAUAUCAGUACAUACUGCUGGCCCUGGACGUGAAGAAACAGACAUACCGCCGGCCAGGAAGGAAAGGACAGAGACCAUCCAAUAGAUUAUAACAAUGACUUGUUGGCGGAAAGGUCGAAGUCUGUUGGAAGAUAAAAGAAUAUUUCCGAGCUCUUUCUUCUCACUUCUGAAAAAUAUCUCCAAAACUAAAGAAAAGCCAUGGCAAAAUCUCUCGUCGUCUUCUCUCUCCUCCUCCUCCUCCUCCUCCUCCUCCUCCCCAUCUCCCCCCUAACCGCUCACCCGAACACCCCGAACCCAAAACCGAGCCCAUCUCCGGCACACACUGACCUCACCAACUACGGCUUCCCAAUCGGACUCCUCCCCACCGCCGUCAAGAACUACACCAUCAACCGCACCACCGGCGACUUCAUCGUCGACCUCGGCAGCACGUGCAAGGUCACCCUCCCUUCCGACAACGUGGCCACCUACUCGAAGAAAAUCACCGGAAAGAUCGUCGUGGGCAAAAUCGCCAAGAUCAACGGUAUCAGCGUCCGGGCCUUCUUCCGGUGGCAGCCGAUCACCGCAAUCCGGUCGAGCGGCGACAACUUGGUGUUCGAGAUCGGCACGGUCUCCGUCAAGUACCCCACUAAGAACUUCGAAGAGAGCCCCGCUUGCGAGGGCCGCCACUCCUCUUAGCAGGUCUCUAGUUGCGAUGCCUCUCGUAUGCGAGUCGUGACGAAUGACGAUGCCCAGUUGUCGACUCGAAGUCGAAGACCGAUGCUAUUUAAGUAAAUCAAAUCUUUUUUUUUUUUGGUCAAAUGAUAGAUUUUGUUAGAUUAAUCACUAAUGGAAUUGAAUCCACACCGUCAUGCAAUGGUUCAACAUCUUACCUAAUUUAAGCAAAUGAAACUAGUUACAAAGACAUUUGUAUGAACCGAACAAUGCAAAAGGGCAAUAAGUGAUCCUUCUGUCUUGUAUGUAUACAGUAUAUAUGCCACGGCCUGCAAUGUUGCAACUUUCUUUCCGUUUGA
This is a messenger RNA of Malus domestica (apple), 1311 nucleotides long. RefSeq lists its product as uncharacterized. The record is from RefSeq and is a predicted model, not a curated record. NCBI's taxonomy places the organism in Eukaryota, Viridiplantae, Streptophyta, Magnoliopsida, Rosales, Rosaceae.